UUCUCACACACACACACACACACACACAUACACACACUCUACUCAACAUGAGGACUGUAGUGACUCUGCUGCUGCUGCUCGCCGCCGUGCUGAACACUGUGUGUUCUUGUCCGGUUUGUGAAGGCGAGGCGCUGAAGUGUCACACCUGCGUUGCUGUUAACCAGGAGGACUGUAACAGGCAGGGGUCAGCAGUGUGUCCAGCUCACGCGGACGCAUGUUCCACCAUCACUGGACCCAAUUCCGUGAUGAAGUCCUGCUCCUACAAGUCUUUCUGUGAGAAGUCCCACAUGAGUGUCGGGGGGGUGAAGCUGGAGUGCUGUUUCACUGAAGACUGUAAUGGGCAGCACCACUCACACAGCCAUGGAGAACACCACAACAGCGCCGCGGUGCUGAGCUACAGCGUCACCCUGCUGCUGGGAGCACUGCUGCUUAAAGCGCUCUAACCUCACACCUGCUCCAAUACCCAUACCACAAGGGACAGAUUUAACCCCUUAAACUCUUAAAGGGCCCACAGCAUCAAAAACUAAAGUCCUGAUAGAGCUUAAUAUGUAAACAUUUUGUUAAAGUUUUGAAACAUGCCGCUCACUCCCCAAUCCAUGCAGUCUGUAAUAACAAAACUAAAGCUGCACAAACAGCCUGUUUUGAGCUCAUGGUUGUGAUCUCACACUGCCCAUUCAGCCAACAUCAGUUUAGUCCCAUCCACUCUGGUUAAAGUGAUGCAGAGAGUUGUUCCUGCAGAUGGUCUAAAGCAGUGUUAUUAGACUGCAAGAUAUGGGAAAAUGGAUAAACAUUGUGCUGUUCCUGGCUGUCAGGAAGCAAAUAAAUCACUGCUUGCUAAACAAGGCACAAUACAGGGCAGCUAAUCAGAACAGAGCUCGUUUACAUAUAUUAGACUUUAAGGAAAAGCAACAAUUUUUUAAUUCUAAGGGAUAAAGAGAGGCUGUGAAAUAUUUAUGUAGAAGUGUAUACAUCAACUGAACCUAUGGAGAAAAAUGAAAUAUAAGGAAAAUGUAGAAUAUGGUGGGAUAGGCUCCUGCACCAUGACCCUGAGGGAGAAGCAGCUUAGAAAAUGUGUGUGUGUAGAAUAUGGGCCCUUUAAGAUCUUUUGUUUAUCAAUAUGAUAAAGGCUUAUUAUCCAAGUUAAACAACACAAAAUCAGAUUCUGAGAUUUUAAGGGGUUAAACACUAGGCUCAUUAUUCUGUUAUUAAUAUAAAGAAUUAUUAUUUAAAAAUGACUAUGCGUUAUUCAGUAACAAGUACAAAGCUAAUGUGUAAUGUAGUGAGAUUGAGGCAUUGUUUACAGUAAAUGCUAGAUGAGCUUUUUGCCAUGUGACAGCCUUCUGUAUCUUCAGGAAGGUUAACCAAGUAUUAGAGUCUAUUCUGGCUUGGUUCUGUAAAUGGGCUCGAAUCGCAACUGCUAAAUAAAGUACAUGACUUUCUGUU
Pygocentrus nattereri (red-bellied piranha) is the source of this 1443-nucleotide messenger RNA. RefSeq lists its product as uncharacterized. The transcript has 3 exons. The record is from RefSeq and is a predicted model, not a curated record. Lineage: Eukaryota; Metazoa; Chordata; Actinopteri; Characiformes; Serrasalmidae. The coding region runs from base 48 to 443 and encodes 131 amino acids.